Nanorana parkeri is the source of this 1600-nucleotide messenger RNA. RefSeq names its product cytochrome P450 4B1-like. The record is from RefSeq and is a predicted model, not a curated record. The transcript has 12 exons. Bases 1 to 1542 code for a protein of 513 amino acids. Gene Ontology annotation, molecular function: monooxygenase activity; oxidoreductase activity, acting on paired donors, with incorporation or reduction of molecular oxygen; heme binding. Lineage: Eukaryota; Metazoa; Chordata; Amphibia; Anura; Dicroglossidae.
AUGGCUUCCUCUUUAUUUGGACUGUUCUCUCUGAGUUUCUCGGAUACUUUUUACUGGGCUGUCGUGCUGAGUGUCCUGUAUUUUCUAUAUAAAGCGUAUUAUUUUCACCUGAAGAGGAAGCAACUGCUGAAAAAUUUUAGUCCUUUUCCAGGUCCUGAGACGCACUGGCUCUAUGGAAAUAUUCAUCAGCUGAAACAAGAUGGCACAGAUCUGGACAAUUUGGCUAGUUACGGGAGAAAAUUUGAAUAUGCGUAUUCCCUGUGGUUUGGAAGAUACUUGGCUGCUCUCUUUGUCUGUCAUCCAGAAUAUGCAAGGGCCAUUCUAACCAGACAAGAUCCAAAGGAUGACUUUGCCUAUUACUUGAUCACCCCAUGGAUUGGGAGAGGGAUAGUGAUAUUGUCUGGUGAAAAAUGGUACCAGCGCCGCAAGCUGAUGACCCCGGGGUUCCAUUAUGAUGUUCUGAAGCCAUAUGUGAAAGUGAUGUCAGACAGCGUUAAUGUGAUGCUGGACAAAUGGGAGCAUCUAGCCUCCGAAAAGAAGUCUAUAGAACUGUUCCAGCAUGUCAGCCUCAUGACACUGGACAUCCUCAUGCAAUGUGCCUUCAGUAACCAAAGCAACUGCCAGUAUGACAGUGAGAGUGAAUACAUCAAGGCUGUAUAUGAGCUUGCCGAUCUGAUAAAUCACCGAUUCCGCUUCUUCCCCUACCAUAAUGAUCUCAUCUUUUACCUGAGCCCUCAUGGGUACCGCUUCCGGAAGGCACUAAAAAUAGUUCAUGGACACACAGAAAAUGUGAUCAAGAAGCGGCAAGAAUCUCUUAAAGAGGAUUCUGAGCUGGAGAAGAUCAAGCAGAAGAGACACUUGGACUUUCUUGAUAUUCUUCUGUUUGCCAAGGAUGAAAAUGGUAAGGGUCUGACUUUUGAGGAAUUGCGUGCAGAGGUGGACACAUUCAUGUUUGCGGGACACGAUUCAACAGGCAGCGGGAUCUCCUGGCUAUUAUAUUGUAUGGCUUUAUACCCCGAACACCAAGAAAAAUGUCGGGAGGAGAUCAGAGAGCUGCUGGGAGGUCGGGACUCCUUAGAAUGGGAGGAUCUGGGUAAGAUGCCGUACACCGCCAUGUGUAUUAAAGAGAGCAUGCGCCUGUAUCCACCAGUGCCAGGAAUUGCCCGUCAGCUUGCCUCAACCAUCACCUUCCCUGAUGGGCGGACCCUGGCUAAAGAUUCUAUGAUUUUUUUGAGUAUAUAUACCAUUAACAGAUGCCCCAGUAUCUGGGAUAAUCCAGAGGUUUUUGAUCCCUUAAGAUUUUCACCAGAGAAUUCCUCUGGCCGACAUUCAUAUGCCUUCGUUCCUUUCUCAGCUGGAUCAAGAAACUGCAUCGGACAGAACUUUGCUAUGAAUGAGAUGAAAGUCGCCCUCGCAUUGACGUUACAGAGAUUUCAAGUGAGCCCGGACCCUGAGAAAGUGCCAAAGAAACUCCCCCAGCUAGUUCUACGAUCUAUAAAUGGUAUCCACGUAUAUCUGAAGAAAAUACCACAGAAAAACUAAGAAUAUCAUUUGUGUGAUGGUGCUGUAUUGUCACUGUACUUUAUAUGUAAUAUACAAU